UGCGCGCAGCUCGAUCCUCGCCAGUCUGCCACGGGCCAGCAUGGAGAACGCGGACUCGGCGACAUGAUGGAGGAAAAGUGCUCGCUGGUGGCCUCUGGAGGCCGCUGCGUGUUGCGGACGGCCCUCGUCUUCGCCGUCGCGGCCGCGGCCACCGCCGUCAUCUACUUCUCGCCGGUGCCUGACCCUUUUUUUAUGUCCUGCGAUCGACCAUGCCACGAGCUUGAUUGGCCCAUGAUUUGCAGAAUCAAGCUGACAUUCGAAGUUUACCAAACACUCAGCAGUUCUUGCGGUGCUUGUCCCCGAAACCAGACUGAUUGCUGGAGCCCGAAUUGCGUGACGGCCGACGGAUUCAAAAGAGGAAUCCUCACCGCCAACAGACAAUUGCCGGGGCCGAGCAUUCACGUCUGCGAAAACGAUAUUUUGGUGGUGGACGUUGUGAACAGAGUCCCUGGCCACGGGUUGGCGGUGCAUUGGCGAGGAGUGCCGCAGAAGGACACGCCGUUUAUGGACGGCGUCCCUAUGGUGACGCAGUGUCCCAUCCCGAGCUACACCACUUUCCAAUACAAAUUCAGAGCGACCAGACCUGGCACACAUUUGUGGCACGCACACAAUGGUGCCGAAAUGGCCGACGGUCUUGCCGGUGCCCUUGUGGUGCGCAGGGCCCCCGCGCGAGAGCCCCACAGGGCCCUUUUCGACGAAGACCGCAAGGAGCACGUGAUUGUUGUGUCCGAGUGGACUCAUUCAUUUGCUCUGCAGCGUCUUCUCCAGGCCGACCAAGGCUCCGUGGCCGCCGACGCCUUGCUCAUCAACGGAAGAGGCGCUUCGAAGGACGGAUUUCCUCCUGCUUCGUUUCAAGUGCAGCCUGGCGUCAGGUACAGAUUCAGGCUGGUGCACGCUGGAGUGAUUUCGGCGUGUCCUCUCAAGGUCAGCGUAGAGGGUCACUCGAUGAAGGUCAUCGAAAUCGACGGUAGCCCCGUCAGGCCCAAAGAUGUUGCCAGCAUCACUCUUGCAUCAGGAGAGAGAAUUGACUUUGUCCUCGACGCGUCUGCCUCUCCGAAGUCCUACCCUCUCAGAGUGCAUUCCACCUGCACCGCUCUGGAACAAACCGCCCUUCUGCAGUACUUUGAGUCCCCCGAAAAGACCAAAAUGAAACGGGAACUGCUGCCGUUGGAGCUGAAAAUUGCGUCCAACGUGCAGUUUCUGGACAGCGCCAGCCACAACUGCGGCACCGCUGAAGACGAAAUUGUCUGUCUCGGGGAACUUGAAGCCCUCGACCCUGUGCACUCCAGCCUUAGCAAAGUCAAGGUAGAUUUAGAAUUGGAGCUGCCGUUUGAGUUUUCCGCCGUCAACAACCACAGCCUUGGCUCAUACAUAGUGAGUCAAGAUCCUGAAGUGAAAAUUCCUCACGUGUCCAACCUGACCUUCAUGUACCCGCCGUCCCCUUUGGUGACCCAGGCCGCAGAUGUGCCGCGCGAGUUGCUUUGUCACGCUGAAUCGAAGCCGCAAGGAUGCGAAAAGCCGCCUUGCGAGUGCGUGCACCAAGUGGACGUCCCGCUCGGAGCUUCGGUGCAACUUAAUUUGCAUGACAAAGGCGACGCGGUAGGUGAAGGUCACGUGUUCCAUUUGCACGGCCACUCGUUUCAUGUUGUGAAAAGACUUGCGAAAAGCGUGUCUCUCUCGCCUGCAAAGGAUUCCAUCUCCGUCCCAGCCGGUGGCAGGAUUGAAAUCAGAUUUCUUGCAGACAAUCCAGGUUACUGGAUGUUGCAUGACCAGCACAUUGGGCACUCGGCUCGGGGGCUGGGCUUGUUGAUCCACGUGGGUGAAGCGUGGAAUCUGCCCGCAGCACCCCCAGAUUUCCCAAAAUGCGGCAGUUGGAGAGGUCCAGACUUUUUCCUAACCUAAUUUUUCCGUUUUUCUUUGGUACAAAAAGUCUUCCAGUCAAGACGCUCAACAGACUGCUAAUUUUUUAAUGAAAGAGGCAGAUUUUGUGAUAUUAAAUAGUUUAAAUUAAUUUGCUGCCUAAUGUGGUUAAAAUUUAAUCCCAAUUGAACUCGUUCUGGAAUUAAAAUUAUAGCCACGUUUUGACACUGUUAAAGAUUUCAUAAUAAAGGAGUGAUAUAUUGUGUCAUUGUAUGUUGUAUGAAUAGUGACAUUCCAUUUUUGUUUUUCAAAUAAACGGGCCGACAAUUCGUUUUGUUGCCGCUUGACAAAAGUUAAUUUUUUUUUUUAUUAUUUGAUAACUUGUCUCCCUAGAGCCGUCAAUGAAAAAUUGCAUUAUUUGAGUGUCCCGGUGGCCUACUUGGAGGAGCCUGUGCUAGAGCAAGUCAUGACUUGCACUUGCAUUCAUCCAACGGCGCAAGGGCUUCUGGAUGGAUGCAUUUGACUCACUUUCUCUUUCAUGCAGCAAAUUAUCCAUGACACUUGCAACUGCAUCUACGUCUGUUUCAUUGCAAAAUCAAGAUGCACAAUCAAAUGCACGCACUGUAAUUUUCAAUUGAUUGG
This is a messenger RNA of Neocloeon triangulifer, 2502 nucleotides long. RefSeq lists its product as uncharacterized. The record is from RefSeq and is a predicted model, not a curated record. The transcript has 10 exons. Gene Ontology annotation, biological process: iron ion transport. Lineage: Eukaryota; Metazoa; Arthropoda; Insecta; Ephemeroptera; Baetidae. The coding region runs from base 64 to 1902 and encodes 612 amino acids. Gene Ontology annotation, cellular component: plasma membrane. Gene Ontology annotation, molecular function: copper ion binding; oxidoreductase activity.